AUGGGGGUUAUCCGUACUAUCGCGCUGACAGUCUUGGGUAUCUCAGUAUUUGUUUUCAUCACGCUAUUUGGGCGCCUGCCCGCUUUCAGGAAAACACCGAUCGCCUUCUUACACCGGGUCGUGUGGGUACACAUACCCAACGGGGUUGCCUUCCUCGACUUCCAUCUGUUUGGUGGACGUCUAAUGCGAGCAUGGACACGAUCAGGUAGCUAUAUGUGGAAUGAAAACCACCCCGUGAUCCUGAUCUUUUUUGUGGGCCUGCUCGCCAUAGGGGAAGCUGUUUUUCUUCCACCAGCGUGGCCUCGCAUGCCAGGCGUUCAUAAGCCGUGGGUUCCCGUGGUUGUGAUCUUACCCUAUGUACUACUGUACAAAUGUGUGACGACCAAGUCGUUUAUCACACCCGAGAAUCAUGAUCAAGAGAUGAAGCGGUACCCGUAUGAUCGGGUGCUUUUCCAUCCAGGUCAUCGUUGUCGAACCUGUGAUCUGCCUAAACCGCCACGCAGCAAACAUUGCAACAUCUGCAAAGGCUGCGUUUCUCGACAUGACCACCACUGUGUCUGGCUCAUGAAUUGUGUUGGCGCCAAUAAUUAUGUCUAUUUCAUGUCGUUACUACUCUCCUUGACAAUUUUAUUGGUCUAUGGAACCUUUGUCGGUUAUCAGCUCUUGUGCCAAACACUCGAGACACGGGUGACGGCAGAGGGGAAAGCAGCCAUGAAAGGUUGGACAAUGUACUUCCAUAUUUGGGCACUUGUGAUCACUGCCGAUUACAAGAUUGGUACUGUCACCUUACUUAUGCUGAUGACUGCGCCGCUAGCGGCCGCCUUCUUGAUCUACCAUAGCUACCUGGUUUGGGCUGGCACUACGACCAACGAAAGUGCCAAAUGGUCAGACUUGAAAGACGACGUCGAGGAUGGAUUUGUGUUCAAAGCAAAGCGGUCCCAAAUUGAAAAUGCACCACCCUAUACGGAUUUUGGCGAUGAGCCUUGGCCGGUACAAAGUGACCAGAUUUUGGUCACGGAUGAUGAUCCGCCAAUGGAGGGAUAUGUUUUAGAAGCAGAUUCAAAUCGUGUCCAUUACAAUUGUACUGGAGAGGUGCCAAUUGAUUCACGGUGGAGGCCAGUCCAUAGUAUGAAUGAGCUGGAUAAUAUCUAUGACAUUGGAUUUUGGGGCAACUUCAAAGAUGCUAUGGGAAUGUCGCUGAUGCUCAAGGUGAUACUAGCUGGGACCUUGAGCCACUAUGAAGCCCGGGGUAUGAUUGAUGACAAACGCCUAGAGCACAUGCUGGCUGCUGGAAAGCAAAUCUUGUACAAAACACACCAAGAGAGCGAAGUUCGGCAUAACCUCGGUAUGUCCCCAGACAUCUGGCAGGGCCUCACAGAUGUCCUGACAAAGGCGAUUCCGGUCCUCGAGUCGCAGUCAUUCGCGUGGAAGAGCCCAUCCGCCACCUAUGAACAUUCCUCCUCAAAUCUCAUCGCAUACAAUUAUUUUUCGCUGGUAAAGGACAUUGAACGUCUUAACGACCUGUGCACAAUUGCGCGGAAUUUGCUCGCCACCACCAAGAAGGCACAGAAUCUGGCAGCUGCAAAAGGCUUCGACCAGAGAAUUCUCGCCUUGAUUGAUACAUGUGUGCGAGUGACAGCUAGAGGAUUUGACGGCGAGACAAAUGCCCGCAAUGAGGAGCGUUGGCAAAAGGUAGUCAAUCUUUACAAGCGCCUGCUGAUAACUUGCCUCCAAUAUCUGCAUAAUUUCAUUAUGCACAAUGAGCAACGAAAGAUGGUCCUUUGGUUGGAUCUUUUCGGAUAUCACUCCACUGCCGAUACAAAUAUCAUCAAGCCCAAAGACGCAUUGGACCCUACCGCUCGGGCCGAGGGGGUUGCGCCUGUUGUGAAGAUAGGAGAGCGCGUAAUUAACCCACCCAUCCGGGCAUUAUAUGACCAAACUGCCGAAGACCUGCUACUGGAAACUAUCGCCAAGUUUCCACGUGAACCUUCUACAAUUAAGGAAGAAGCUGCUAUGCUACUCUUGGCGAACAUCAAGGAUCACAUGGAGAAAAUUCUGGGGCGGGAUCUAACUGAUAUUCAAGAGAUGGGAAGAGAUCCGGAGCAAGUCAAAUACAUACGCGCUGCUUUAACCUCAAUCCUGGGAGCGAAAGUGGAUGGGUGGUCUGAUCUCCAGGAUCGAGCUCGCGAAAUGCCACCUGCACUAACGGAAGAAGAUGAGCAUGGGCCAACAAAAAAGAAGACCAUCCUAACCAUUGACCGCAGCAUGACCGCUGGAUUCCCGCGUUUGUGUUGGGCUGAUUUGCCCGAGGUCGACGAUUAUUUGUUAGAUUGCCCUGUGUCAGAGGAAGAUACCAGCAUGCCUCGGACGUCUCAAUCUGCAGCGGAGACCCUGCAGGAGGCUAAGGAUGAAUUGAUGGCGCGCCUGCAGGAGUCAUCCCACCUCGGCGAUGGUGAUGCGGAUUACGACACGGCCGAUGCAGGAACAGUGGGUGAUGAUGAUUCUCACAGCCUGGAAGGCCACGCGGAUGGAAGCAUCGAAGGAGACGAAGAUGAUGAGGGAGAUGAUGUUGAUGGUCCUGAUGACGGUGCGGAGGUGGAUGAUGAAGAAGAUGACGAUGACUACCGUGGCCGCCCCGGCGAUCAACAACGGGGUCUCUUGACCGACAUCCCUCUUGUCUUGGGCCCUGCUGAGAUUGAGGCACUGCCCAUGAUUGUUCAAGCAGGAAUAGUGGACAGCUUUGGACUCAAGGGCGGGGAAAGGAACGGUUCGCGGAACAUGCAGGCUCUCCGGUGCCAUACUCUCCUUGCACAGGAGACGGGUCGCAACUUGCUCCGUGAGCUUUUGAUAUUCAUCGCAGCCUGGGACCUUCCUGAUGACGAGCUUUAUUUCAAGAUGAUGGUCCAGAUCAUGGAAGCUGUGCUACGUAACGGACUCAUGUCGGCUGCCUACUCUGACUUCGGUCAGCCCAAAGAUAUCAUUUCACCAGCCCAGGCAGUAGUGAUAAAGAUACUCACUCACAUCUUCCGUGCCAAAUACUCUCCAGCCUCGGUGACCGGCUCAUCUCAAAAUAACACCCCUCGGACCCCAUCGCCGCUCAGCCGGGUUGAUAUUCUCACCGUCCGAUACAUUUUUACCAUCUUCCGUGGCAAUAUCAUCCCGGAAACAUGUGCUCUGAUCUAUCUUCAAGGCCAGAUUCGCGCGGACCGUGCCCUUCCAGAAGACUUCCCGCUCAACUUGUGGGACAUGGAACGGGUCUACGAGGGUGUAUAUCAGUUCCUCGAGUUCUUCGCCGUCCUGACCGAGAAUAACGACUGGAAGAACCUGCUGGUGAAAUGGGAAAUUGUCUAUGACUUGGUAACUCUGAUCAAGGAGCUAGAGGCCAGUAUCCCUAAGGGUCAACUUAACUCUCUAUCAUAUGGUUCAGUUCCUCCCCCACCACCACCUCCACCUCGUAGCACCUCACCAGACGAGCAGUCACCUUCGUCACCGGCUCCAGUUGCCGUUGAGCGUCCUUAUGACCCAGGCGACCCUGAUCCUAUUGACAACGUUGCUGGCAGCGUCGACUCGCGUCCGGAAUCUCCUCCGAUCACCGAAGACCCCUCGGAAUUUGAAUGGCGGAAUCUUAAGAAAUUGGUUGUUUUGGUCCUUUCGUCAUUGGUCUGGAAAUGCCCCGAGGUCCAGGAGCAGAUUCGUCGUUACGGUGGUGUCGAGGCUAUUUUAUCAUGUACUAACUUUGACACCAAUAAUCUCUACAUCAAGGAGCAUGCAGUUAUGUGCUUGAAGUUCUUGUUGGAGGGCAACCGCGAGAAUCAGCGUCUGGUGGAGGAGCUGGAAGCUCGGGAGGUUGUCAGCAAUGAUGGUGGCAUUUUGGAGAAGAAUGGCUAUGAGGCUAUGAUCAACCAGGCUGGUAAACUUGCCAUUCGAGCCAAAGAGACCAACAAAUAG
Messenger RNA from Penicillium longicatenatum, 3948 nucleotides. RefSeq lists its product as uncharacterized. Gene Ontology annotation, molecular function: palmitoyltransferase activity. Gene Ontology annotation, cellular component: cytosol. The record is from RefSeq and is a predicted model, not a curated record. The coding region runs from base 1 to 3948 and encodes 1315 amino acids. NCBI's taxonomy places the organism in Eukaryota, Fungi, Ascomycota, Eurotiomycetes, Eurotiales, Aspergillaceae. The transcript is spliced from 5 exons.